AUGGAGCGCCUGCUGGGGCUGCUCACCAAGGCUGAGUUAAGGCUGAAUUCUUUCUAUUUGCAUGGACUGACCUGCCUGCGGAGGCCCUGCCCCACCCCUCUUCCCAGUGAACUGGGCGGAGCAGAACCUUCUCCUGUGAAGAGACUUAAGGAAUUCCAGAUCAAAUCAUAUCCUGUACAGGAUUUUAGCUCUCUGAAACUUCAGCGUCUCCAGAAAGCCUAGGAACAAAAGGGGACCAGCUUCAGUAGGAAGAUUAAUACCCUAGGAAACAGUCUCCCGAAGACCUUGGGCCCAGAAGUAAAAUCCAGGCAUCCUCAUCAGCUGGAGUGUCCCACGAUCAAUACCAAGCAUGGUGAUAUCCCGAAGGAGGCUUCAGUGGGGGCCUACGUCAAGCUCCACACUGCAGAGGAAGGAGAAAUCAUAGGACUUCACCAGACCCUCCUCCCAGACAACCAACAAGACACACGGCCCUUCGUCCUCACGAGCCUGGGAACUGAGUUGAUAAUGGUGAGGAAAGACAAAUUUUGUGAACUGAUGGUCAGCGAGGCAACAGAGAAGUUGUCCACGUUCAAGAUGGGGUACCCCAGCGAUGACGAUAUGUGCCAGAAGUUCCUCAUGGAGAACAGCUGGAAUAUCUUUCGGAAGGACCUGGUGCAGCUGCUGGUGGAGCCUCGCCGAUGUCCACCAUUCACCCCAAUUCGGCACAAGAAGGAAGAGAUCUACAACCCCAAGUCUCUGACACUGGAUUUGUGUAGCUUCAAUAAGAAGACUACACCUUACUCUCCCAUUUUUAUGGCACCCCAGAAAAAUCUACCCCCCUUGAGGGUUGUCCAAGCCAUCACAGAACCCUGGUACAAAAUCCAGGAACUCCUGCCUCAGUACAAGAAUGCAGGGGUCCUUGUUUAGACCCAAUAAAGGAUGUAGAUUUGACCACUGU
Miniopterus natalensis is the source of this 937-nucleotide messenger RNA. Lineage: Eukaryota; Metazoa; Chordata; Mammalia; Chiroptera; Miniopteridae. The record is from RefSeq and is a predicted model, not a curated record.